Messenger RNA from Amphibalanus amphitrite, 2549 nucleotides. RefSeq lists its product as uncharacterized. The transcript is spliced from 9 exons. The record is from RefSeq and is a predicted model, not a curated record. Gene Ontology annotation, molecular function: protein binding. Bases 153 to 1841 code for a protein of 562 amino acids. NCBI's taxonomy places the organism in Eukaryota, Metazoa, Arthropoda, Thecostraca, Balanomorpha, Balanidae.
GGUUGUCGGAACCAGAGGCGGCAGACAGCCGUGGACUGUCGACCUUUGGGACUGCCAGUGGCCGCUGCACGUGUGGAGUCUCAGUCUGGGAGAGGCGUACCGAGUACGGACGGAGCCGGAGGAGAGGGCAGGACGGACAGAGCAGACGAGAAAUGGAGCCCAGGCAGCUCCAAGAGGAGGUUAUCCAGAUGAAAGAAGAGAUGGCACUUCUGAAGGAGGAACUGACACAUCGCCAUCAAGAGGGCAUUGCCCGUUUGGAUGUGGAACUGACCACACUGAAGAAAAACUGCGACUCACUGAGUGAACAGGUGGUCGGACUGGAGGGAGAAGUGGCCACACUGAAGGGAGACAACGCCACACUGAAGGGAGACAACGCCACACUGAAGGGAGACAACGCCACACUGAAGGGAGACAACGCCACACUGCAGGGAGACAACGCCACACUGCGUCAGGAGGUGGUCCAUCUACGUGAAGAGGUGGUCCGCCUGCGGCAGGCUGUCCUCGAGGAGCGCACCACUCGCCAGGUCGUCGUGGAGGAGCUGCGGCAGGAGGUCCGCCGGCGAGCGGCGCCAUCCGACCGUUCGCAGAGUGACGGCGAGGAGGUGGCUUCUCCGAAGGGCGACACUUGCGACAAGUGUGACGCCAUCAGCACCUGUGACGUCAUCACCCAAGCUGAGGAGGAGGCGGGACUGGCGGGCGGCGACGUGCGAGAGGCUGCACCGCGAUGGGCUUCUGCCAUGUGUCUCUUGGACCACGAGCUGUUGAAGAUGGUGUUGAGCAAGAUGGACUGCUGGGAAAUGAUCCGCGCCAGGCGGGUCUGCCGUCGGUGGCGGUCUGCCGUCGACGAUAUCUUCAGCGACUGUCGGCGGGAGCAAACCGAUCAGCAAGCCCACAGUGGAGAGGUCACUGCACCGGCCACGAGCCUAGAGCUCGUGUUGAAAGUGCAGGACCAGCCGAAGCUGACCGAACUGCGGGCGCCGACCGCUGAGACGGACACCGACCUCCGACUGGUCGCAGCCACCUGCCACGCCCUGGAGAAGGCUAACCUGCGCGGCUUUAAGCUGCGGGUCUCUGCCCUGCGCCGGCUGGCGCGUGUCAACGCCUCCAGUCUGCGUGAGCUGACGCUGCCGGCCGGUAUCAGCGACUGGCAGCUGGAGGCGCUGCUGGAGCCGCUGAAGGCUCUGGAGCGGCUCGAUGUGAGCCCACCCGUGGACAGCUCCGGCAAGUGGCUUCGGCUGCUGCCCAAGUCGCUGAAGAGACUGGACAUUACUGGAUCCGGAAUGACAAGAGCGCCACUGAGGAACCCCCGUUGGCCGACGUCUGGACUGGAUGUUGGUGUACAGCUAGCAACGGACACACUCCUGGACCAGCUGGCUGCUCUGGCGACCCGCACAGUCACGGGGCUGUUCAUUUAUGACUCACCGUCCGUGACACCGGAAGCGACGGGACGCCUCCUGACUGUCCUCACCAGCUUGAAGGACGUCGGUGUUUUCGGACCCGGCGUCAUUUGCGACACUGCGCUGUCCGCCCUCCACGGCUGUUCCCAGCUGGAUACGGUGGAGUUCAAAGACACCCGGCCCCUCACGUACAUCCCUGCCCUGACCCAGUCAGAGGUGGCAGCGGUCUGCAGGAUGGCAGUGACCUGCAGGAAACUGUAUAGGCUGUUCCUAACCUCCUCACUCGAAAACUGCCAGGCCGUCCUGACCGCCCUGCACGAGACAGACCUAGGAUGUGACAGUGACCAGUCCCGUACCAUCGAGCUCCUGGUCCCAAAGUCUGUACUCGACAAGCUUACCAAGCCUCCCAACGGCAGCAAAAUCUGCUUGGACUACAUCACGUAGACGACGUACGUAUGUACCUUCCCGGUGCUUCGUCCGCUCUGUUGACGGCGGCAGUGUCGGAACUCGACAACAGAUGGCAGCACCGUGUCUAGUCUGUAGUGUCGGAACUCGACAACAGAUGGCAGCACCGUGUCCCGUCGGCAGCGCUGUACGGGGCACAAUACACAUCUAGACCUUCAUAUCCAGAAGUGCCUCGAGCCGCCCUGUCCCAUCGGCUCAGGUCCGUGGGUACUUCUUUACCGCCGUGCCAGGCUGGUUUGGGUUGAGUGGCCACCUAAAUGCUUGAUCAUUUGAGCACAGAUUGCUACGUUUGUUGACACUGCUUUGAUAGACACUAGUUAUAUUCAGUAUCCGAGAUGUAUCACGCUCUGGGCCACUGUCCAGCCGUCGGUAAACCGUUGUCACCGUGCCGGAGGUACCGCCGUGGUGACGUCACGUGUGUUGUCGUGACGUCACGCUGGCUCACACCACUGCACUGUGCUGUUGUGUUGUAGUUUCAGUUUAGACCCAGGUUUAGACGAGAGAGUGGUUGUAGCUAGCUGUGAGGGUGGCCGGUCCGGGCGAUAUCCGACCUCGCCCGUCACUGUGUCGGACCGUCGGUGGUCCGGUCGGCUUUGGUUCAUUUGGACCAGAUAUGUCCGGUUCGGUGUCGCUCAUGGGAUAGCACGGGCUGAUGGCGAUUGAAAUACACAGUGGUUCAGACGUUAA